Molecule: messenger RNA, 994 nt
Organism: Quercus robur (English oak)
Lineage: Eukaryota; Viridiplantae; Streptophyta; Magnoliopsida; Fagales; Fagaceae
Product: sulfated surface glycoprotein 185-like
Exons: 1
Coding region: 108-695 (195 amino acids)
Source: RefSeq, a predicted model, not a curated record
UCUCCAUCUCCCUCUCCCUCUCCGUCACAACCAAGCCCACAUUGUCUUUAUAUUUCUCUCCCUCAACCCAAUUCCUCACUCUUUCUACCACUUUGGUCUGAAAUUUGAUGAAACAGUAUUCAAACAAAAGAAUUGCAAACCCCACAAAAAUGUUACCUUCAAUUUUCACUCUCCUUCUCAUCUUCUUACACUGCAACCUCUCCUUAGCCACACCAUCAACUUCAACAACAACAACAGCAGAUUCCAAUAAAAACCAAACGGUGUCCAAAAAAGACCAAAUAGCAUGCACAGUGUGCAAUGAAUGUGAAAACCCAUGUCCUGUGCCAUCAACACCACCACCAGUGGUUGAGUACCCCCCACCGCCACCAGAACUCGAGGAAUGCCCGCCACCGCCUGCUCUGCCGCCACCGCCUGCUCUGCCGCCACCAGAACUCGAGGAAUGCCCGCCGCCACCACAACUUCCGUGUCCUGGUAAUUGUUACACACCAAAACCACCAUCAGGGCCUAACCAACGUCCUUUUCCACCAAAUGGACCAAAACCGUACCUAUCACCCCCAAACCCAAUUGUUCCUUACUUUCCAUAUUACUAUUACUACCCUCCAGAAUAUACUACAUCUAACUCUCUGCAUUUGAAAUUGAACCCAUGUGUUUCCUCCAUUGUUAUUUUCCUUACUUCUCUCUUAUGCUUCUUCUAGACGCAUUUUAUUAACUGUUUUUAAGUGGUGGGUCUUAGUGGCUCUCUCUUUCUUAAUUCUUUGUCAGUUAAAUUUCAAGGCUGAGAAAUUUUCUGUAGAAAGAAUGGGUGAUAUAUUUACUAUUUAGCAUUCCUCCUUUAGAUCUUGCCACGCUUCCCAUUGGAGAAAAAGAAGUUCAAAUAAGGCUUCGUGGUUGAAGAAAUCUUUCUUACUUGCCAUUUGUAAAUUGUAUUGUAUUCUACUCUAUCAUGUUAUGUUAUUAACGUUGAAAAAUAAAUCAAUUUAUAAUAUUCUUGUUA